Zea mays is the source of this 1081-nucleotide messenger RNA. Its product is annotated as protein kinase. The record is from RefSeq and is marked provisional. The transcript has a single exon. The coding region runs from base 47 to 862 and encodes 271 amino acids. Lineage: Eukaryota; Viridiplantae; Streptophyta; Magnoliopsida; Poales; Poaceae.
AGUCGACGCGACGCUCGACGGCACGGCAGCAGAGAAAGCCAACAGCAUGGCUCCACCACCAUGGCCGGUCGUAGCGCUGCUGCUCUGCGCCGCGCUAGCGUUCGCGGCGCGGCCGAGCUCGGCCGUGGACCCGGUGGGCACGUACUGCGCCAAGAACUUCACGGGCGCGCAGACGCAGGCGAGCAUCGCCCAGGUCCUGGCCGCGCUGGUCCCGCGCGCCUCCGCGGCCUACUACGCCACGGCGACGGCCGCCGGCGGCGGCGGCUCGGCCACCAUCUGGGGCCUGGCGCAGUGCCGCGGCGACGUCCCGGCGUCCGACUGCGCGCUCUGCGUGGCGGCGGCGGCGCGGCAGGCGGCGGCGUCGUGCCGGGGCCAGGCGGACGCGCGGGUCUGGUACGACUACUGCUUCCUCCGCUACGACGACGCCGACUUCCUGGGCCUGCCGGACACCGGGUACGCGCUCAUCCUCAUCAACACCAUGAACGCCACCGACCCGGCCGCGUUCGACCGCGCCGAGCGCAGGCUCAUGGCGCGCGUCGCUGCCGACGCCGCCAGCGCCGGGCUGGCCAGGGAGACGGCCAGGUUCGGCUCCGACGGGACCACCAUCUACGGCCUCGGCUGGUGCACCAGGGACAUCACCGCCGCCGACUGCGGCCUCUGCGUCGCGCAGGCCGUCGCCGAGCUCCCCAACUACUGCCGCUUCCGAAGGGGCUGCCGCGUGCUCUACAGCAGCUGCAUGGCUCGCUACGAGACCUACCCUUUCUUCUUCCCGGUCACCGGCGCCGGCGCCGGCGCCGGCGCUGACGCCUCCUCCUCCCACGCCGGCGAGUACGAGACUGUCGUCUUGACGAACCACAAAUAGCAGUUCCAACUCUCAAGCUAGCUAGUAGUGUACGAUUACGCUUCCUGUUUGUUAAUCGCGCGCGGUAAAUCAAUCGUGCAAUAGCUAUAUGUCACCUAUUAUUUGUUGCACUUAUGAUGAUAAAUGUAGAGUAAAUAAAUAUGGAUGCUUGCUUGUUGCAUCGCAUGCAGAACUGUACUAAUACAAUAUAUAUAUAGAUGAUGGAAAUUGUUGCUGAAA